CUCUCUCAAUAUGGCAGAUGUCAGGCACAGUUAGAAAUCUGCCAUAAAUGGAAUGGGCUCGAGUCAAUGAAAUUGUAUUACUAUUUUUCUACAUAUUUCUGCGAUAUUACUGCCACGCUACACCGCAUCCUACUUGUUGUAGCUUGCUGGAUUAUCUCUAUUCAUCUACGAUCCUAGCUCUAUUGCAAGCGCUGCGUUUGAACGAACGCGCUAUUCUAAAACCAGUCCAACCCUUCGAACGUGGCACUAAAAGGUUUUCUGUACUAUCUCCGUUUCCUUCCCUUGUUUCCUUGGACUGAAGGUCGAGAUAUGUCUAAUUGCGAAUUUGCAGCCAACUUA
Molecule: messenger RNA, 339 nt
Organism: Cucurbitaria berberidis CBS 394.84
Lineage: Eukaryota; Fungi; Ascomycota; Dothideomycetes; Pleosporales; Cucurbitariaceae
Exons: 1
Coding region: 48-299 (83 amino acids)
Source: RefSeq, a predicted model, not a curated record